Poeciliopsis prolifica (blackstripe livebearer) is the source of this 1407-nucleotide messenger RNA. Its product is annotated as apoptosis-associated speck-like protein containing a CARD. The coding region runs from base 56 to 868 and encodes 270 amino acids. The record is from RefSeq and is a predicted model, not a curated record. Gene Ontology annotation, biological process: regulation of apoptotic process; innate immune response; inflammatory response. The transcript has 4 exons. NCBI's taxonomy places the organism in Eukaryota, Metazoa, Chordata, Actinopteri, Cyprinodontiformes, Poeciliidae.
UCUUUCAGUGUCGGUUCGGGUUCUGCUACGUUGGUUCGGGUUCUGCUCCAGAGAAAUGCCUCGCAGCGUCAAGCAGCUUCUGGCUGAAACCCUGGAGGACCUGAGCAAAGACAACCUGGACAAGUUCAUCUUCCAGCUGCUGGACCGCAGAGAGGAGCCGCGGGUCAGACGCUGCAGGGUGGAGGGCAAGAGCCGCCUGGAGGUCGUGGAUGUUCUGGUCUCCACCUUCACGGAGGACCAGGCUGUGGACGUCACCGUGGAGAUCCUGAGGAGCAUCAGCUGCAAGCAGCAGGCGGAGAGACUCAAAAUGCCUCCGAAAACGGCCAAGAAGAUUUUAAGUAACAAACUGGAGGAUCUGUCAGGAGACAACCUGAAGAAGUUCCGAACAGAACUACUGGACCGGAAGGACGGAGUUCGGACCAGCCAGGUGGAGGGAAAGGACUUCAUGGAGAUUUCAGACGUGAUGAUCAACGUUUACUCGGAGAAAAAAGCGCUGAAGGUGGCGGAGGAGAUCCUGAGAGAGAUCCGCUGCAAUCAGGCCGCGGACGAUCUGGUUGCAGAAGCUGAACAAGCAGGUUUGUUUAGUUCUGCUGGUGGAUCCAGUGAUGGGGAACAUUUUGUGGACAGACACAGGACUGAUCUGAUCCAGAGAGUCACCGCCGUCCCGGCCGUUUUGGACAAGCUCUUAAAAGCCAAAGUUAUCCAGGAUGAGACGUAUGAUGAGAUACUGGCGCUGCGGCCGUCCCAGGUCCAGAUGAGGACGCUGUACAAAUAUGUGAAGGCAGGAGGCCCGGCGGCUAAGGAUCUCUUCCUCAAAAUCCUGAAGGAGGAGCAAAGUUUUCUCAUCGAUGACCUGAUGAAAAAAUAGAUCCAUCUAAUUUAACCGAAUGAAAACAUUAAAAGCAUUUUUAAUGUAGAAGAAUAAAGAGUUGCUUGUUUUGUUUCUGUGGGUUUUAUCCUCUGCAGGAGAAGCAAACCUGUCACAACAGACCAGAUUUCUCCUUUUCUCGCUUCCUGUCGCUGGCUGCCAGAACAUUUUAUGAAACUUUAGCUUCUGACACUUUUCCACUCCUUAAAGCUGUGCAGUGAAACGUUGUGGGGAAUCAUUUUAAAAUCAUUUUGUUUCCUGGAUGUUUUCCUCGCAGCGUCGCUCUGGCGGCUCUGCAGCUUUGAUUUUUGAUUUUAAGUCUCUUUGAUUUUCACUGGUUCAGAUUUUCUUCGUGUUGAAGAAUAAACUAAAUAUUUGCAUUACAGCUGCAUGACUUCAGGAAUAUAUUUGAUUAUGAAACUAUAGCUGAAAAUUGUGACAUUGAUGAUAUUUGCAUUGCCAUGGAGACACUCCAGGUGUCACCAGGUGAGUCUGUGUCAUUGAUGUGCAGAGCAUGAACAGAAGACUCAUGAAAUAUU